This is a messenger RNA of Cuculus canorus (common cuckoo), 1787 nucleotides long. Its product is annotated as protein ELYS-like. The transcript has 9 exons. The record is from RefSeq and is a predicted model, not a curated record. The coding region runs from base 349 to 963 and encodes 204 amino acids. Lineage: Eukaryota; Metazoa; Chordata; Aves; Cuculiformes; Cuculidae.
GGUUUGGAAUGCUGUAAGGAAAGGUUCAGUUUAGAUCUCACGAGUGGAAUUCUUCCCUGGAGAAGACAAAAUUUCAAUAUUAAAUUAGUGAGCUGUCAGACCAUAGAAGACUUCUAUGACAAUGUUGACCAAGAGGAUAACACUAAUGAAGAUGGAGUGUGCUUGCUGAGCUCUGGAGUCAUCCACGUGACUUGCACUGGUUUCCAGAAGGAGGAGCAGCCAAAUUCUGCAGUGAAGUUACAGUUUAUUCGUGACUGUGCGUGGAAGAAAGUGGUCUACGCCAAAGAUGAAUUUGACCAUAUAUGUGUUCUGCUGUUUGAUGGCUCCUGCUGCUUCCUUGAUCCAAAAAUGCUACAGUCCCUUCAGCACUGCCAGUGUCUCUUAAACAACUUGGGUGGAGUCUUAGACUGUUUACAAAGAGAACAACAAGAGCUUACUGACAAAGACUUGAGAAAUCGGCAGAUGCUAGCUAGCAAUUUUUCUGUGCAUGCGCGAACGGUCAUCUGGUUCUGUCAGUCUGGCCUCCUUCCAGAGGGUUCAGAUGGAACGAUGCAUUUAUCUACCCCUUUCUACAACUAUCCUUUGCUCCACACCUGCUAUACUGGUCAGCGACAGAGACUGGAGCAUUUGUCAAGAGGAAAAUGCGAUUCCAACUGCCUAAUGAUCAAUGGCAUAGUUUCCCACAUAGGAGACCAACUUGCAAAGCUGUGGCAGAAAGAGAAAGGAGGGACUGGGAAAUAUCCCCCUCCCAGUUUAAGUGCACUGCUGGAUCUCUGUUUAUUGGAAAGCAUAGAAGAACCCUACAAACAUGCGAUUGUAUCCUUUCUGGUUAUUUUAAAUGCACCUCAGGAUAUGUACAAAAAUGUUCUUAAAUGUUUGUCUCCUACGUGCUUAAGAAGGGAUUUUAAUUUACUCCUCAAACACAAAGCUAGUGAAAACAUUUGGUUUAGAAUUAAGUCAUAGACAGAAGCGUUGCUUUACUUUUUUGUCCUGUGGAGUUUUUAUGAUUUUUUUUCAGUGUUUUGUUGCCACGUCUUUUCUCCUAUGAGAGAAUGGGUUUACUAAGACAUGUUAAAGGCAAAAAGCCCUAUUAGUUUUUCUCUGGAAAUUUACACACAGUUUUUAAUUUUUAGAUCACUGAUACGUGUAGCAAAUGGCUUCUUGCUAGAAUGACGCACUGAAACCUGCUGCUGCAGAACAAAGGGAUUUCUAACAGUGGCUUAGAGUCCAGCAGAUAGCUCCACUGACUGUAGAGGGAGCCUGAGUUUAUAACAGAAGUAUUUAAGUAUCUAAAGCUAAAAUUUGUGGAUGCUUUACAAAAAUCAAAGUGUACUUCCUCCUGGUUACUUCUUCAGAAUACAAUUUUGUGGUUAGGAGCUGGCUGUCUCCUGGUUAAGAGUUUAAAACUGCAAGACUAAAACAUUAGUGUUUCCUGUUUCCUGCCACUUUUAUAUUCUUAUUUCAUUUAUUUUUUAUAGAGGUAGUAGGAUAAACUUGUUGGUCUUCCAGAUUUGUUAGCCGUAAUUAUAUAUCAGACUUGCUGCAAGAUAUCUUGAAUUGCUGGCUAAAUAAAACCAAAAUGAUAGUCAAUUCUUUUGCGACUGCCUUUGCUCUCCCUCAGGGCCUUGUUAAACUGAUUGAAGGGUUUUGGCUGCUUGACCACAAGCAUUAUAAAAAAUCACUGUCCCAGCUUUGUCAUCCAGAAACAAUGAAAAUAGCACCAAGACUACAGAUGAGAAUUAUUCCGUCACUUGUAUGCCGAGGAGAGCAUCUCCUGUAUCUGAUAU